Molecule: messenger RNA, 2515 nt
Organism: Cebus imitator (Panamanian white-faced capuchin)
Lineage: Eukaryota; Metazoa; Chordata; Mammalia; Primates; Cebidae
Gene: AIM2
Product: absent in melanoma 2
Exons: 6
Coding region: 582-1625 (347 amino acids)
Biological process (GO): activation of innate immune response; cellular response to interferon-beta
Cellular component (GO): AIM2 inflammasome complex
Molecular function (GO): double-stranded DNA binding
Source: RefSeq, a predicted model, not a curated record
AAAUGUCAUCUGCUAGGCCCCUUAGUCACAAAGUGUACCAAUAAGAUCUGUGGUCAUUUUUCACAGCUUUCUGACCACUUUCAGUUUCCAAUCAGUGUAACUAUGUGGGAUGACUCAGCUACAAGUUGCUACAAGAAUUUUCUUCUGUGGUUGCUAGAGAGAACCCAAACCAGCUCAGCCAAUUAGAGCUCCAGUUGUCACUCCAACCCGCGCUGGCCCUGGGAGUGAAGGGAAGUGUUUAUUUGGCGUAUGUGCGAAGCUGUUCAGAAGUUUCAGAGCCUUUGUCGCUUUGAAAGUCACCUAGAUGAUGUGGGCAUGGUCUCCUAAGCCCCCUGCUAGUUAAGCUCUCUGAAGAGAAGGUGGCAGACCCGGUUUGCUGAUCACACCAGGGAUCAGGAGUUAAGGAUAUGGACGCUUUAGAAGGGUAUAAUUUACCAGAUGUCACAAAACAGCUAGCAAAUAGCAGAACCAGGAUUGAAGUCUGUGUCUGGCAGAAUAACUGUCAGCCUUGGGCAACAAGUUAACACAGUUUGAAAUCCCUGCAGUCCUGGCAUUAAGAAGGUGGAUCCUGAAGUUCUUAGAUGGAGAGUAAAUAUAAGGAGAUACUCCUGCUAACGGGCCUGGAGAACAUCACCGAUGAAGAACUGGAUAGGUUUAAGUUCUUUCUUCCAGAUGAGUUUAAUAUUGCUACAGGCAAACUACAUACUGCAAAUAGACCACAACUAGCUAACUUGAUGAUUCAAAAUGCUGGUGUGGUGUCUGCAGUGACGAAGACCAUUCAUAUUUUUCAGAAGUUGAAUUACAUGCUUUUGGCAAAACGUCUUCAAGAAGAGAAGGAGAAAGUUGAUAAGAAAUACAAAUCGGUAACAAAACCAAAGCCACUAAGUCAAGCUGAAAUGAGUCCUGCUGCAUCCACAGCCAUCAGAAAUGAUGUCACAAAGCAACGUGCUGCACCAAAAGUCUCUGCUCAUAUUAAGCCUGAGCAGAAACAGAUGGUGAUCCAGCAGGAAUCUAUCAGAGAAGGGUUUCAGAAAGACCGUUUGCCAGUUAUGGUACUGAAAGCAACGAAGCCCUUCACGUUUGAGACCCAAGAAGGCAAGCAAGAGAUGUUUCAUGCUACAGUGGCUACAGAGAAGGAAUUCUUCUUUGUAAAAGUUUUUAAUACACUGCUAAAAGAUAAAUUCAUUCCAAAGAGAAUAAUUAUAAUAUCGAGAUAUUAUCGGCACAGUGGUUUCUUAGAAGUAACUAGUGCCUCACGUGUGUUAGAUGCUGAAUCUGACCAAAAGGUUAAUGUCCCACCAAACAUUAUCAGAAAAGCUGGGGAAACUCCAAAGAUCAGCACGCUUCAAACUCAGCCCCUUGGAACAAUUGUGAAUGGGUUGUUUGUAGUCCAGAAGGUAACAGAAAAGAAGAAAGGUAUAUUAAACCUAAGGGACAACACUGGGAAUAUGGAAGUAUUGGUGGCUGGAAACCAGGACACAAUAAAAUGUGAGGAAGGAGAUAAGCUUCGACUUACGUUCUUCACGCUGUCAAAAAAUGGAGAAAAACUACAGCUGACAUCUGGAGUCCAUAGCACCAUAAAGGUGGGAACUGCAUGGAGCAAAGUCAACUCUCCAAGGGGAUGAUAUUUUAUGUUUUCUAUCAGAAAGCUGGACUGGAGCCACUGGAAUAGAAGACAUUGAUAUUUACUACACGAGCAUCUCACAGAACUGAGGAACCUCCCUCUUAGGGGACACGUAUUCUAGAUACACAGUUAAGAGAACAUGGGCUUUUCGAGACAGAGACACAUACUGUUGUGCACACAGAGCCCAACAAAAGAGCUCCUCAGUAACACUAAAAGUUUAAAGCAGAGAGCUUGCCUAGAGUUGGAAAAGUCAUUCUGACUUUUUCAAAUGUCUUUUAAAGUAGACAGACCAGAAAUACCUUAAGAAUGCAUUUCCCUAGCCAGUCCCACCAUGCCUGCACCUACCAUAGUCCAGGGCAGUUGAGUCCACGUGAACCCCGACCUCUGACCUUCCACCACACCCUCCUACUCAUCUCCUGCCACUACUUGGUGCUCUUCCCCAGGUCUGUGUCAGGUGCACUGCCUGCUGUCUCUCCCUGUAAGAGUGGAGGCUGAGAGUGUAUUUCUCAGGUCAGAUAUUCACUUCAGGAAUAUGAUCCAAGAUGGAUCAAUGUAUUAGAAGGGUGGGAACAAAAUAAUUUCAUGAGAAGAUGGUGUACACUUCAGAAGGCCCUAGUGACUACAAACAGAGGAGGGGUAACUGGUCGAUUGCAUCUCAGAUUGCAUGUUUUUUUCUCCAUCAGGUUAUUAAGAACCAAAAAAAAAAAUAGAGAAAGGAAAAGGACCAAUUCAAACCAACCGGGAAGAAUACGUGAUACAGCCUGUUCCAUCAGAUUGCAAGAUUGCGGCAGUUCACAGGCUCCUCUCCACCAAGUUAGGAUAGGAUAAUUGCUGGAUAAACAAAUUUAAAAUAUCAACAGAUGAUUACAAUAAACAUCUGUUUCUCAUUCA